ACCGCAAUGAAGCUUCUAUCCAUUCUGCUCGGGCUGGCAGGUCUUGCUGCUGCGAGUCCCAUGGGACUUGCUGAACGUCAACUUUCUGAUGGUAAUGAACUGCGCCAGGGCUCUUGUAAGCCCAUCAUCUUCAUCUUUGCCCGAGCAUCUACUGAGCCUGGCCUGCUCGGUAUCUCCACUGGUCCUGCUGUGUGCAACGACCUCAAGAUGGCAAAAGCCGGCCAGGUCCUCUGCCAGGGCGUGGGGCCCGCAUAUACGGCUGAUCUCAUAUCGAACGCACUUCCGGACAACACUUCCCCGGCUGCCAUCAGCGAGGCGGAGAGUCUUUUCAAGCUGGCUGCUUCGAAGUGCCCUACCAGCCAGAUCCUGGCUGGUGGGUAUAGUCAAGGAACAGCCGUGAUGGACGACUCCAUCAAGCAGCUUUCUGACGACGUCAAGGACAAGAUCAAGGGCGUUGUGCUGUUUGGUUACACUCGCAAUGCCCAGGAGGGAGGUCAAAUCGGCAACUUCCCCAAGGACAAGGUCAAGAUCUACUGUGCCAUGGGUGAUCUUGUCUGCGAUGGUACCCUCAUCGUCACCGCCGCACAUUUCACCUAUGUCAUGAACACGGGUGAAGCUUCUCAGUGGCUGGAAUCUAAGCUCAGCGACACCACCACUUCUUCGUUGACCGAUUCGUCUUCAUCUGGUACCUCUUCGAGCACCUCGACUGGUGACUCCUCUUCCGAGUCCUCAUCCGCGACAGGACUGGGUGGACUGAGUGGUCUAUCUGGCCUGGGCUCGUCCACGUCUGGCGGUUUCCCUUCUCUGGCGUCGCUUUUCUAGGCCGCCAGGUCCAGAUAGGCUAGAAUGGCCGUGGUGAUUAUAGAUGAUUUCAGCCUGAAGGUUCUCCGGCUUUGAUAUAUGAGUUAAAGAACCUUAUGAUGCUUCAAGCUUUACAUCUACAUACAUUGAACCGCAUGUCCGAUCGAAGUCGAGGUGGAUUUUGUGAGUUCAUGAAGCAAGCUGUUUGACAGUAGCUUUUUCUCUCUCAUGCUGUUUUGGUCAACUUUGUAUUGCUUCGAGAGUCCCGAGGGGGACCUCGCAUACCUGCUUGAGUAUAAUGAGCCUACUUGAGAUUCUAUUCCCUGUCUUGUGUCCGUCUCAGUGGUUGAGAUUGCUUGCCGUAUGACCAGCCACAUCACGGAAGCGAAGUGAAUGUUCG
Molecule: messenger RNA, 1201 nt
Organism: Aspergillus neoniger CBS 115656
Lineage: Eukaryota; Fungi; Ascomycota; Eurotiomycetes; Eurotiales; Aspergillaceae
Product: cutinase family protein
Exons: 4
Coding region: 7-822 (271 amino acids)
Biological process (GO): carbohydrate catabolic process
Cellular component (GO): extracellular region
Molecular function (GO): cutinase activity
Source: RefSeq, a predicted model, not a curated record